Messenger RNA from Mycetomoellerius zeteki, 394 nucleotides. RefSeq names its product diacylglycerol kinase 1. The transcript is spliced from 2 exons. Lineage: Eukaryota; Metazoa; Arthropoda; Insecta; Hymenoptera; Formicidae. The coding region runs from base 5 to 394 and encodes 129 amino acids. The record is from RefSeq and is a predicted model, not a curated record.
GGAGAUGGCCGUGCUCUCCUCAACAACCGCCUGCGCCGCAAUUACAUCGCACACGACUUCCAGCAGUAACGUUAAUAGCACCGGCGUACCAGGUGGAGCAUCUACGGAGGGUCACGUUGGAUCCUCGUUGGCCGACAAAAUUCAUGGAAUUACGGAAAAAUUGCAAGCUCUAGGUCAUCAUAGAACGGAAAGCGAAAUCUCGAGAACGAAAACAGGAAGCGUGCAUCCGAUGUUAACGGUCACCCAUACGUCGUACAGCUGUCACGACGUACUAGAGAAAAAGAGCACAGACAGCAGUCCAAGUCAAAGCCAAAUGUCGCGUAAUUCAUCCAGGAAGUCGAACAAUUCCCUUCUUGUCAACAACGGGAAAUUGGAAGGUAGGGGCAAUCGCUGA